GGAUGACAGCGGCGAGGGUGGCAGCGGCUGCGGCGCGGCGCUGAACGCCGCGAGCCUGAGCCGGGAAGAGGAGGAAGUGGAGCUGCGGCCGGGAGCUCUGGAGCCCGCCGCCGCGCUCUGGCAGAGCGAACCGCGUCCCGACCCGGGAAGACUUCACCGCGGGGCUCCAGCCGCCGCGCCUGCCCGCCGGCGCCUGCCCUGCCCUGCCCGUCCCGGCUCCGGUCCCGUGCCCGGACUCUCCCAACCCCGCGGUCCGGAGCGGACUGUCGAGACGCUCGAGUCUUGACCCGGUGCGCCGGGGCUGGACGUCCCUGGCCCCGCCGGCGGUGCAGGUUCGUUCCCAGCCUUUCUGUCUGUGUGCCGUCCGCCCCGGGAGUCAGCGCAAGGUGGCCCCGGGCCCCGAGGGCAGAGCAGCCCGGACGUCCCCCCCCCCCCCCCCGCCUCGGGCUUCACGAGAACCGAACCUUCGGCGGCCUCGGACCGAACUGCUCGGAACUUGAAACCGAGCGAGCGCCGGGGAAGCCCCACGCCGGGUCCAUUGCCCCGUGAGAGGGUCUCCGGGCGAUCGGGGCUGCCAGAGCGAGCCACGGCGCCGAUCUGCCGGCCGAAGCCGACACCUUCCUCCGCCCUAAGCUGAGGACUCAGCGCUUGCCCCGGAGAGGACGCGGGGACUCUUCUUCCCCGUGGCCGGCGAGGGCAGAGGCUGCAGGACCAGCCAGGGGCCUCCAUGGGCGCUUGAGGGCCUGGUGCCAGGGCCACGGGCACGAGCAUGGUGAGACACCAGCCACUGCAGUACUAUGAGCCCCAGCUGUGCCUCUCCUGCCUCACAGGCAUCUACGGCUGCCGCUGGAAGCGCUACCAGCGUUCCCAUGAUGACACCACACCGUGGGAGCGCCUCUGGUUCCUGCUGCUCACCUUCACCUUUGGCCUCACACUCACCUGGCUUUACUUCUGGUGGGAAGUCCACAAUGACUACGACGAAUUCAACUGGUACCUUUACAAUCGCAUGGGUUACUGGAGUGACUGGUCUGUGCCCAUCCUCGUGACCACAUCUGCUGCCUUCACGUACAUUGCAGGCCUUCUGGUCCUGGCACUAUGUCACAUUGCUGUGGGACAGCAGAUGAACCUCCACUGGCUGCACAAGAUUGGGCUGGUGAUCAUCCUGGCUUCCACGGUGGUGGCCAUGUCAGCAGUGGCUCAGCUGUGGGAGGACGAGUGGGAGGUACUGCUCAUCUCCUUGCAGGGCACAGCUCCAUUCCUGCACAUGGGUGCCCUGGUGGCCAUCACUGCACUAUCCUGGAUCGUGGCAGGACAGUUUGCCCGUGCAGAACGAUCUUCCUCCCAGGUGACCAUCCUCUGUACCUUCUUCGCUGUGGUCUUUGCCCUCUACCUGGCCCCUCUCACCAUCUCCUCUCCCUGCAUCAUGGAGAAAAAGGAUCUGGGCCCCAAGCCUGCUCUCAUUGGCCACCGCGGGGCCCCCAUGCUUGCCCCAGAGCACACGCUGAUGUCCUUCCGGAAGGCCCUAGAGCAGAAGCUGUUUGGGCUCCAGGCUGAUGUCACUGUCAGUCUGGAUGGCAUCCCCUUCCUUAUGCAUGAUGCUACUCUGCGACGUACCACUAACGUGGAGCAGGUGUUCCCAGAGCUCGCCCACAGGCCUUCCGCCAUGCUCAACUGGACUGUCCUGCAGAGGCUCAACGCUGGCCAGUGGUUUCUGAAGACUGACCCCUUCUGGACGGCCAGCUCCCUGUCACCCUCAGACCACAGGGAGGCCCAGAACCAGUCCAUCUGUAGUCUGGCAGAGCUCCUGGAGCUGGCCAAGGGCAAUGCCACGGUGCUGCUCAACCUGCAUGACCCACCCCGUGAGCACCCCUACCGCACCAGCUUCCUCAACAUCACCCUGGAGGCCGUGCUGCACUCAGGCUUCCCACAGCACCAGGUUAUGUGGCUGCCUAACAGGCAGAGGCCCCUAGUGCAGAAGUUGGCACCUGGCUUCCAGCAAACGUCAGGAUCCAAGGAGACCGUGGCGAGCCUGCAGAGAGGCCACAUCCAGCGGCUGAACCUGCGCUACACUCAGGUGUCCCGCCAGGAGCUCAGGGACUACGCAUCCUGGAAUCUGAGUGUAAACCUGUACACCGUCAACGCGCCCUGGCUCUUCUCCCUGCUGUGGUGUGCAGGGGUCCCGUCCGUCACCUCUGACAACUCCCACACCUUGUCCCAGGUGCCCUCCCCACUCUGGAUCAUGCCCCCAGAGGAAUACUGCCUCAUGUGGGUCACUGCUGACCUGAUCUCCUUCACCCUCAUCAUCGGCAUCUUCGUGGUCCAGAAGUGGCGCCUGGGUGGCAUAAGGAGCUACAACCCUGAGCAGAUCAUGCUGAGUGCGGCCGUGCGCCGGACCAGCCGGGACGUCAGCAUCAUGAAGGAGAAACUCAUCUUCUCAGAGAUCAGCGAUGGUGUGGAGGUCUCGGAUGAGCUAUCUGUGUGUUCAGACAGCAGUUAUGACACAUACACCAACAGCACCACCCCUGUGGGCCCUCGAGGGGGCGGCAGUCGCAGCAAGACCUUCACAGACCAUAGUGGGCGCUAGCUGAAGACCCGUCGGUCCCAGCCUGUAUGGGACAUAGUACCAGUUGAGCCCAGGAUUGCUGGCAGAAGCUGUUUGGACUUGGAGGGCUCUGGGAGCUCCUCCACAACUUCCUCACGGGCUCUAACCCUUGUCAGUCUCGGCCUCUCUUGGAGGAGUCUCCACUCCCGAGGCCCAGCUGGCCAAGACUCCAGCCUCUCAGAUGCCCCUGCAGGCCUGGGGCUCCUCUUUCUGGGAAAUGUGGUGCCUGGGCCUGGUGGCCUGGUCCCCUGGUCUCAUUCUUUCGUUCCUCCCUCAUAUCCCAGCCUGGAAGCUUUGACAAGUUGCUGGGCCAUGCUACAUCCACAGAGGCAAUGAAGGGUGGGAUGCUCACUGUGCCCACAUGUGUCUGUCAACCUGUCUGUGUUGUGAAGCAACUGACAUCUCCAUUUCUCUAUCCUGCCUUGAGGACCUGAGAUGGUCCUCCACCCCAGCCCCGGCAGCUCUGUUCUCCACUUUAUCUCAAAGCACAAGGAGGUUCAGUCCAAGAGGAAAGCCAGCAGGCAUGGUGCAGACAUGUCCUCCUCCCAACCAGCCUCCCACCACCUCCAGCCCCUGCCCCAGGAAGGGCUCAAGCCAUGUGCCCUAGAAGCAGCUGAGAUGGCCAGAAGUACAGGCUCACGGAGCUGUUCUUUCUCAGCCCAAGUGUCCAACAGGCCUGUGGGGUAUGUGUAGCCCUGGGGCCCAGGAGAUCCAGAGACUGAAACAACCUCAGGUUCCACAGUGGUGGCCACAGGACAGGGCCAAAAUGUGCUGGGCUCUGUCAUGUGUGGGGGUGUGGCCAAAAAGUGAAGGGAGCUGGGGGGGCCUUGGCCAGGAUGAUUAAAGCUGCCAUCUUGA
Molecule: messenger RNA, 3460 nt
Organism: Dipodomys ordii (Ord's kangaroo rat)
Lineage: Eukaryota; Metazoa; Chordata; Mammalia; Rodentia; Heteromyidae
Gene: Gdpd5
Product: glycerophosphodiester phosphodiesterase domain containing 5
Exons: 16
Coding region: 770-2584 (604 amino acids)
Biological process (GO): positive regulation of neuron differentiation; lipid metabolic process
Cellular component (GO): plasma membrane
Molecular function (GO): glycerophosphodiester phosphodiesterase activity
Source: RefSeq, a predicted model, not a curated record